This is a messenger RNA of Rotaria socialis, 1398 nucleotides long. The record is from the annotation of a GenBank genome assembly. NCBI's taxonomy places the organism in Eukaryota, Metazoa, Rotifera, Eurotatoria, Philodinida, Philodinidae.
AUGGAGUAUCGAUUCCUCAUACGUAUACAACUUUUUGUAAGUGAUUUACCAGCAAGGGCUCUAAUGUUCAAGACUACUCACUUUAAUGGUUAUUAUGCAUGCCAUUAUUGCGUAACUAAAGGACAUUGGAGUGGAUCAUCAGUAAUAUAUCCAUAUGAUAAAAAUAAUCUUGAAUUACGAACACAUGUGGGAUUUACUGCUGCUGCAAACGAAGCCAAACAGAAAUCAACGAACAAACGCACACCAAAUAUACAAGGUGUUAAAGGUUUUUCAUGCCUAUUGAAAAUUAUUUCAUAUCCACGACAAAUAGUGCUCGAUUAUAUGCAUUUGGUAUGUUUAGGACAUGUACAAAGUUUAAUAAAACGCUGGUGUCAGUUACUAAGUUCAGUUGAUAUUAUGAAAAUGGACAAUAUGUUAUCCAUAGCCCGUUUUCCACACAAUGUUCAUGUUAUAUAUAACGAAUCAAUUUUAAAUGUUGAAUCAUGGAAAGCAAAACACGGGAGGUUGUUUGUAUUGAAUUUAGGAAUACCUAUUGGUAUUUCCUGUUUACCAGUCUUGAAUUCAUCUCAUUGGAUAAUUUAUUGUUUAUUAGUCAAAUUAUUACAUACACCAGAAUCAUCAGAUGACAUUGAUUUUGCGGAUAUGUUGAUCAAUUACUAUUGUCGUACGAUUGCCAAUGUUUACGAUGAGUCUUUAGAGCUGUAUUCAUUGCACGCACAUUUACAUUUACCCUCACAAGUACGUUUACAUGGUGGUUUAUCUACGUCUUCGGCAUUUGCAUUUGAGUCUUGUAUCCGAUAUUUAAAAACAAAAGUACAUGGUACAAAGCAUUUGGCUUCUCAAAUUGCAUAUUGGUAUGAUAUACAAUCGAUUGUCAACCAGAGAAAAGCUGAAACAACAACAUCAUAUGGAGUUAACGAAAUUAAUCUACAAAACGAAUGCAUUAGUGAUUAUCGUGAUCAUCUUGUUUAUCUUAUUCAGGUGUAUGAUCAAGACUUGAAACAAAUUGCAUUUUUUCGGCGCUUCAAACAAUCAUUUAACACGUUCCAUACAUUAAUCUAUGAUAAACCAUAUCGAUGUCGAAGCUAUAUUAUUUCUUAUAGUAUUAAAGGUGAUGAUCCUGUUAUUCAGUAUGGUAAUAUAAUCUUAUUUUAUAAAUAUAAUAAUAACUAUUUUGCAUUCAUACAAAAGUACCGUUGCUCAAGAAAACAGUUGUCACAAUUUGUAGAAUUACCUAUAGAAAUAUGUAAUAAAUUGAAUGAAAUGUAUCCUUUACUUGAACUUACAAAUGAGUAUGACAUUAUUCGUGCUGACGUGAUUCGUCAUAAAUGUGUGAUGGUGAAUUUUCAAGAUGUUUAUUGUUUAUCAGAAUUAAAAAUGGACUUUGAACAUGACUAG